Laetiporus sulphureus 93-53 is the source of this 1605-nucleotide messenger RNA. RefSeq lists its product as uncharacterized. NCBI's taxonomy places the organism in Eukaryota, Fungi, Basidiomycota, Agaricomycetes, Polyporales, Laetiporaceae. The transcript is spliced from 10 exons. Bases 363 to 1445 code for a protein of 360 amino acids. The record is from RefSeq and is a predicted model, not a curated record.
GAUCAUAGUGAUUGGUGACCAGUGGUACUCUUAUCUGCUCGCCUGUUGUCAGGCAACCAAAUUGACCCGAAAGAUGCGUCGGACCGUCCUUGAACAGCAUGUUCUACCGAGCCUCGCAACGAUCCAGAUUCCAAAGUCGUCAUGGAAAAUGUGCGGUCAGGUACGGCCACGAGUCUUACAAACAUAAAAGCCGGAAAGCGGGAUGCAUGUACCAGCUUCCGUUUUUUCUUCUGUACCAGCCAGACUGGUUUUCUUUGUGCAUCAGGUCACUCGAUUCGCAGGUCGCCGGCCGUUCCUUUCAUUUUGACUACAGCAUUCAUUUCAUUUGAUACAAGUCGCUUCCUUUCUAUCACAUUUUCGUCAUGUUGUCCUUCAAGUUCAUCAGUCUUGUCUUGGUAUGCACUGCCUGGGCCUUGCCACUGAGCAUCAAGCGUGAGGUGCCGCAGGAGCACUCCCAUAACAUUGUGCUGGCAUCCGUGCGCCCCAUGUUGGACCUUGACAACCCUAAUAAUAUUGAGGAUCCUGUUUUUGGUUUGUUGGGCGAUGCGGCUGCUGCAGGGGGUGCUGGAAGCAUCACGAAUCUCGAUUGUCUCCAGCAAGACACCGCUGAUCAAGCAUUUACAAAUGCGAACGCUGCAGGCAAUGUGACUGGCAUGGUCUUUGCACUUAUUUACCGUGCGCUCGAGCGCAACACCGGAUCUGUUGGACUGGCCUCCGUUAUAUGUAACGAGACCGCUACGAAUCCUGAGGUCGCAGCUAUCACUCAACAUCAGGACCCCGCUUCCACGAAUGCCACUGCCAUCAACAAAGCCAUCGCCCUCGAACUUGCCACGCAGAUCGCGUCCGUUGGAGGCGACCCCCAGCUGGCGUUGAUGUCGGGCACGUUCGCUGCUGGUACGAUCGGCGAUCCCACGGCAAAAGGAAACACAUGCGACGAUGCGGAUGAUGAGCCCGGCUGCAUCUUCACCGACAACCUGCUGGUGGACGAUGCCACCGCAGAGGAGAUCAGUGCUGCCGUUGCUGGCAUCUCUGCGACCGUUUCUGCAUCCUCUGCAGCAGUGACUUGCGGGACAGACAACGCCGUAACCGUCUCGGUGACCGCCACUGUAACAAAUGCUGAUACUGUCGCCACUGCUACAUCGGCCUCGACCGCCACGGCUGCUGCUGCGACGGCCUCAACGAGCACUGCCGCGACAGGAUCGAACCUUCAGACCUUCACUGGCGCUGUCGGUGGUGUCAGUGCGCCAGCCGUCACUCAGGCCAGCGAUGGCAAAUUUAUAGUCACGUCUGAGGAGCAGGACGAGUUCGUCAACCUGUCGGCCGCGCUCGGUCGCUCGUGCGACGUACAGCACAACCAGUGCGCGGACGCUGCGAACGCGAGCGGAAACGCGUCCUUCACUGUUUCGGACUGCGACACUCAGGACACGGAGUGCAAGGCUGCCUAGAGCUCAUGAUGGAAGGAUGGUGUGCGUAGAUGUAGGCACAGAUUAUCGCGGCCCGCUGGACCGUGCCGGGCUGUGCGUUUGGAGGAGUGAUUUUCUGCUUGCAUUGUUGUCAUUAUCUCUGGUACCGCGAAUCUGACUUGGCUUGACUCGCAAACAUUGC